Penicillium waksmanii is the source of this 756-nucleotide messenger RNA. It is a transcript of the gene med8, whose product is annotated as RNA polymerase II mediator complex subunit MED8. The coding region runs from base 1 to 756 and encodes 251 amino acids. The transcript has 2 exons. Gene Ontology annotation, cellular component: mediator complex; core mediator complex. NCBI's taxonomy places the organism in Eukaryota, Fungi, Ascomycota, Eurotiomycetes, Eurotiales, Aspergillaceae. Gene Ontology annotation, molecular function: transcription coregulator activity; RNA polymerase II cis-regulatory region sequence-specific DNA binding. The record is from RefSeq and is a predicted model, not a curated record. Gene Ontology annotation, biological process: regulation of transcription by RNA polymerase II.
AUGGCGACCCUAACCAACGACCAAAUAAAAGUCCUCGAACAAUCCCGGCAGCGACUAGCCCAACUCACCCGCUCACUGGGCUCUCUAAUCGCAAGCCUAAACCAAAGCGACCCGCUCCCACCCUGGUCCUCCCUCCAAUCUCAAGCAAGCAUCAUCUCAAACAACCUAAUCAGCGUCUCCGAACAACUCUCCGACCACCGCGAUCUCCUCUCAACACUGGUAGCCUAUCCAGGCCCCGAAUACCCAGGUCGCACACAAGCCAACACCCUCGAACAACUCCUUCGCACAAAACUAGACCCCCGAGUCGAAGACUGGGUUGAGCGCGGCCGCAUCGCAGGAACAGAGAAACCACCACCCGACACCUUCGCAAUCGCGAAUCCGAGUCUCGCGGCGACAGCGGCGCAGAAACAGUUGACGGAGGCCGAUCUCGCGGAGUUGUGGGAGUGGGCACCCAUUGAAGCAAACGAGGAGGCUAGACGGAGGAAUUGGGGUGGGAAUUUCACGCUUGAGGAGCGGGAGGCGGGGGUUCAGAAUGUUGUUACAGGGUUGAGGAAGCAAUUGGAAGAUGACGAGGAGGAGGAGGAUGAAGAAGAGGACGAUGAGGGCGAGGAUGAGAUGGAGAUUGUCGGUGUUCAUCGGAAAUCUGGAGGGAAUGGGGUUGAGUUUGAUAUUGCGCCUCACCAUGCGCAUCCCGUUCAGCCGGUUGUGCCGUUGAGUGAUAUCUUGCGGUAUAUGACUACGGGUCGCAUGUCCUAA